AUGACAAACAUUAUAGAAUGUACGUUCAAAACACCACCAGAUAGCGCUAAAACACCAGACAAUGCUGUUAUAUGGAACCAAUUUCAAUAUUGUGAUGAGAAAGGAUGGUAUUCACUAUCAAAUCAUGAUGAAAUUGCUUUGAGACCUACUAUCUUUAAUGAUAAGAGAAUUAAAUUUUUAGUUCAACUACCUGAGAUUCCCUCAGAAUUUGAAUCUAUAUUAUCAGGAAGAUAUGAUGCAAAGGCCUGGGGAAAAGAGGAUUGUUAUGUAGUCAUCGAAGGUGAAAAAGAUGUUCACAUUAGACUUCCUGGAUUUAAAGAAAAGAUCAAUUACAAUCACACAGAAAGAUUUCCUACGUUUUUAAAAAAUUGGAAAAUUAUUGUUAGUAUAUUGAAUGAACAUGUUACAUUGAUACGUAUAAAUGCAGAAACAGCACUUAUUAUAAAUAUAAAUGAAAAGAAAAAUGUAACUGUCAAAUCUGUAGACUUCAAUAAUGGUUUCUUAUGUGUUAAUCCACAUUCUAAUUUAGCAAUUGCAUACGGAGAUUUUGCUUUGAGCUCAUUGAAAAAAUGCGAACUAAUUCCAAAUAUCCCACACGAAGGAGGGAAAUGGGGAUUCUUUGCUCAUUUAUUUAAAUGGGGACAUAUUAUUAUACCAAAAGAAUUAGAAAUUAAAUUACCUUCUCCAGGAUUAAAAUUAAUUGGAAAAAAAAUUGAUACCCUUGCAAUUGUAUCUAUUCCUCCAAAUAUUCACAUACAUGUAAAACUUGACGGACCAAAAUGUAUAAGAAAAUUAGAAUAUGGUCAAGAUUAUAACAUUACAGCUAUUAAAAGCAGUGAAUCGGAUGUAGAUAUAUACAUCCUUUUUGAUGGACAGUUAUUAAAAUAUGAAUUUUCUUUUGAUAUCAGAUUGAAUAAACCCGAAAAAGGAAGAUCUAUUCAUGCAGCAAAAUUAAAAUGCAUAAAUAAAAGUAAAGAAGUUACUUCUUUUAUAUUUCAAGAAACUAAAAAUUGUAAAAUAUUGUUAGGUUCUAAUUGUCCCAGUGAUAAUCUUGGUCAUCUAUUAAAUGCUCAAACGAUAGCCAUUUUUGAUGCAGAAGUUGGAGAAUACUUAAGUCACCCACAAGGUCUUCAAUUAACCAGUGUGUUCAAUACUUUGUCAUAUCCAUUGGACAAGGAAUAA
This is a messenger RNA of Plasmodium adleri (nom. inval.), 1182 nucleotides long. Its product is annotated as conserved Plasmodium protein, unknown function. The transcript has a single exon. Bases 1 to 1182 code for a protein of 393 amino acids. The record is from RefSeq and is a predicted model, not a curated record. NCBI's taxonomy places the organism in Eukaryota, Apicomplexa, Aconoidasida, Haemosporida, Plasmodiidae.